Colletotrichum karsti is the source of this 948-nucleotide messenger RNA. RefSeq lists its product as uncharacterized. The transcript has 2 exons. The record is from RefSeq and is a predicted model, not a curated record. Bases 1 to 948 code for a protein of 315 amino acids. Lineage: Eukaryota; Fungi; Ascomycota; Sordariomycetes; Glomerellales; Glomerellaceae.
AUGUCGAACCGCGGCGGACGAGGGGCCCGAGGCUUCAGCAGAGGACCUGGCGUCGGCGGCGGCGGCGGUGGUGGCAGAGGGAAUCGCUCGCAUUCCGGGCCGUGGGGGAGGUUGAAGCCGGUUGAUCUGGAUCCGCUCGAGAGCAUCGGGUUGCCGUCCAAGGGUGACACGAGAUUGCUCGACUUCAAGACCCAGGAACGGUACUACACAAAGAUCGUCGAGCGGUACAUGACAUUCUGCUCCGACGCGGGCGAACGCGACGAACUCCUCCGCCGCUUCGCAUCCCUCGACAUCAAAGACGGACCAGGCCUCUCGGCCGCCUCCUCCCCGCGCCUGCCCCCCGACGACCCCGCGAACACGAAAGCGCUCUCCGACGUGAUGAUGGCGCUGCGCAAACUCCGGGAGGGCAUCGUGGCCUCCAAGCGCACCGACGACUUCGCGAUCCAGGCGUACCUGUUUAACAUCCGGCUCUCCGUCCUCGUGAAGCACCCGGAGUCGUACCACCCGGCGAUCCUGCACGUGCUGCGGGCGAUCCACCCGGCGCGGAACCUGACGAGCGUGGAGCUGCAGGAGGUGCUGGGGUACCUGGUCCUCGACGCGGCGUGCCGGCGCGGGGACCUGGCGGAGGCGUACGCGAUACGGCACCGGCACGGGCUGCGGGACGCCAAGGUGGACGCGGUGCUGGGCGCGCUGGCGCACGACAACUUCGUCGCGUUCCGGAGGGUGCAGAGGAACGUGGACGGGCACCGGGCCAAGCUGAUGGAGUUCGCGGAGACGGAGAUGCGCACGCACGUGUUGAAGUGUUUCGGGAGGACGUAUCUGGGCGUCGAUCAGGAGUGGCUGGAGAGGUGCGCCGGGGAGAGCUGGGAUGUGUUGGUGAGGGAGCGCGGCGUCGGGUGGGAGCUUGAUGGGAAGAGGGUUGUUAUUCGUAAGGUUAGGGCGAAGUGA